CUCCUUUUCUCAAAAAUUAUUUUUUAUUUUCAGCAUAUAUUUAUCACUCAUUUAAAUUUUUUAAUUAUUCGAUCACAGAUUUCUCGUCAGUCCAAAUACUACAUAUUUAUUUUUAUAUGAACAAUUGCCGCCUUCUUUCACUAAUUUUCGCAAUUCAGCUUUUGGCCCUCUUUCAUCAUCUCGAAAAUAAAAAAAAAGGGGAUUGACCACCCGUCACCUAUCCUUUCUUCUACAUAACAUCCAGCCGGCUAUAUACAGUGUUAGUAUUGAUGUAAAAAUAUAUUGUUUUCUUCCACUAGCUACUGGCUUCACUUCUUCACCUCUUUUUUUUCCCUGACAUUUUCCCUUUAUUUUUUUAAAAUCGCCGCACCAGUCGCCGCCACUUUUAUAUAGGAUUUUUCAACAAACUGUUUAAAUUUCAAAUAUGAAAGAUUUGGCGCCAAAAACUCGUAAAAUUGCGCAACUUUUCUUAAAUUUAUUCUCUUCACAAAUUGCAACUUUUACAUAUGAUUUUUAACGAUUACAAAGCCUCUAAUUUUUUGUUAAUGUGAGGAUUUCGUCUGACUAUGGAGAUACAUAUAUCUGAUUACAAAGAACAUAUUAAUAUUCUACGUUAUUUAAAAAAUUUAAAUGGCACGCGGACACAACAUUUACUUACAUUCCACCUUAUACAUACAUAUUUACAUAACUUCUUGGCUAACUGCCAUCACUAUCAUUUAUUUUUUCUCUCAGUUCAUUCCUUUUCUCAAUUUCCCGCGGUGAUCAGAUCAAAUUUUUUGUUCUGUUACAUAUGCACAUAUUGUGGGUAUACAUACAUAUCACGACACCCCGUUUUAUCAUUUAAACCCUAUUGGGGAAGGUUAUUUUUUAUCCUCAGAUGUUGGAACAAACUUCCGCGAUGUUGGACAACCAUCUUUUACUUCGAACAAAAAUUAAUACAAAAUAAAAUUUAAAAUUUAGUGUAGAUCAUAUGCUUUUCGAUAUAUAGGGUACUUAUUCAAUGGGUGUCGAUAUACGAAGUUCAUCCCCAUAUUACGCAUACAUAUUUCUUCACCACAACUUAAACAUAUUUUAUACUUUCCUUUUAAUGCUUAUUUUGAAGGUCAGACGAACAAACAAAGAAGUCAAUGGAGAUAGAAGGGGAGAAUAAAAAGGACUUGGGGCAAUGAAAAUAGAAGAGCAGACGUUUCCAGCGACCGGCGCAACAGUCGCAGCCUCCGAACGGCAGUCCGGAGUUCUUUUGUCCAUUCCUUUUUUCCUCUGCCAUUUUUACUGGGCGUCCAUUCAGGCCGCCUUUUACUGCCCAGCCUCAGUUGCCCAUCCUCGUUUAUACAGGCAUCAUUCAUCGAUCUUCUUUCUUAUUCAUUUUUCUUAUCCUCCAUCUUUGCCACUUGUGUUCUUUAUUUUUCAUCACUACACACAGUUCAAAAACCAAAGAUGGAAAAUUCGCUCCAAACCAAACAAAUUUAUAGCUCAAAAAAUAAUUAUUAUAAAGAAACUGAUGAGGAAAACAUUAUUUAAAAUUAAUCUUCUCCAAAAUAUUUUGUCCUGA
This is a messenger RNA of Meloidogyne enterolobii, 1552 nucleotides long. The record is from the annotation of a GenBank genome assembly. NCBI's taxonomy places the organism in Eukaryota, Metazoa, Nematoda, Chromadorea, Rhabditida, Meloidogynidae.